CGUGUGUGGCUCUCGCGGCUCGGUGCACGCGGGGCUUUCCCGGGGGCCGGCGCGGCGCGUGGGUGGGAGCCGGGAUCUCCGCUCCCCUCCCUGCACCCCAGCAGGAAGGAGCCUUGGAGAGCGCGGAGGCAGCGGGGCUCAGGGCUGGAAGGAACAUGAGGUCUUUUGGGCUUUCAAGAGGAAGAACUGGUGGACUGCAUAGACAUUGACAACAAUUUGUGUGACGAGAGUGGGACCUGCGACAGGAAAGUCUUCGCUUUGGAUAUAUACGUUAAAUCUUCACCAGUUGCUAGAGGGCAGAAAAUUACCAGACAUGUCCAUAGCCCUCAAGCAAGUUUUUAAUAAGGACAAGACCUUCCGUCCCAAACGCAAAUUUGAACCUGGGACCCAGAGGUUUGAGCUCCAUAAGCGAGCACAGGCCUCGCUGAACUCAGGAGUGGACAUGAAAGCAGCCGUGCAGCUGCCCAAUGGAGAAGACCUAAAUGAUUGGGUGGCAGUUCACGUGGUUGACUUUUUCAACAGGAUCAACCUGAUCUAUGGAACUAUCUGUGAGUUCUGCACAGAGAGGACCUGCCCGGUGAUGUCUGGGGGCCCUAAGUAUGAAUACCGGUGGCAGGAUGACUUGAAGUACAAGAAGCCCACUGCACUGCCAGCACCCCAGUAUAUGAACCUUCUCAUGGACUGGAUCGAGGUGCAGAUCAACAAUGAGGACAUAUUCCCUACUAGUGUGGGUGUUCCCUUUCCAAAGAACUUCCUUCAGAUCUGCAAGAAGAUCCUGUGCAGGCUGUUCCGGGUAUUCGUUCACGUCUACAUUCAUCACUUCGACCGCAUCAUCAUCAUGGGAGCUGAGGCCCACGUCAAUACCUGUUACAAGCACUUUUAUUACUUUGUAACAGAGCUCAACCUCAUAGACCGCAAGGAGCUAGAGCCUUUGAAAGAGAUGACAACCAGGAUGUGUCACUAAAGAGCCACCCGUCGAACAGAAGAGAAACCCAGUUUCCUCCUUAUUGCAAAGCUAGAGCUCAUGAGAGACCUCCUGGGCUGAACCUGCCUGUUAAUUCCCAGGGGUGGGAAAGUGAAGGACAGAAGGUUACGUUCACAGAUGCUUCUCAACAUUAUGUGUGCUCUUAACCCUGAAAAUGCUGCUAGGAGCCUCCUCUGAAUGAUGUGGAAUACCAAGUGAGAAAGAAUUGUCUUGGAAUUUUUUUCUGGUUCCUGAAUUAUUGAGGAGGAAUUCUUCAGUCACAAUGACGUUCCAUGUUCCUGCUGUUCAAGCUUUACUGGAACUCAGGUUUUUAGGCUGGCCUGCAUAUUUGUAAUUUUGAAAUGAACCUGUAUUGUUAGUUGAAAAGAUUUUGUAUACUUUGAUUUUGUGUAUUUUGUUUUCCAAGUUCUGCACAAUAUUAAGAAUUCUGGAACUUCAGCAAGAUUUUCAGAUGGAGCCUUCUGUGUCUGCAUAGGACUUUAGAUGCCAGCCAAGGUUUGUGCGUAAAUAUUCCAAAAUGCCACUGAGCCUCAACGUCCAUAGGAACACAGCUGCAUUCCCCAGCAGAUCUGGCAGUGUGUACAUUGCUUGUUGUCUUGCUUCAACUCUCAGUCAGGUGAUGAUGGGCCAGAUUCUGAUCUCAGCUACAUCAGUGUAAACCCAGAGUAAUGUCAGUGAUUUCAGUGGAGUCGCCCUGGUCUUACACCAGUGUGACUGACGGCACAGUCUGGCCCGGUAUCUGUACAAAGAAGGGUGGUGGUAAUUAGAAUUGAAUGAAAUGCCCUAUGUACCGGUGACCACAGAGGUUUGGUGCAUGCAUGUAAUUUUAGCUCUGUCCUAUUUCUUUUUCUUCCCCACCUCGUUCUUUCCAAGGUGAGGAUAUUCCGUUUGGGGGGGAAAGGGGUUGUAAAUUAACGAAGACUAUUAGGGAGAAGGUGAGGUCAAAACCAUAAUGCAUGACUGCAUUGUCUGUAAAUAGUGUCUAGUAAGACGGGCUGUCUUCCACACUACAAAGAUAUAGUCAAGUUCCCAGUAUACAGUCUAAUUUAAAUCAGUGACCUCAACAUCUGGCCUAAGGUAUUCAUCGUAAACUCAUUAACUUAUGUACAGUGUGCCUGGUGCCAUGGGGAUGGGCCCAUUGGAAAUAUUUAUAAUAGUAUUUACUGAGAGAAGGUCUCUAGAGACACAUUUUAACAAGUGGAAUAUAUACAGACUAGUCCCAUAUAUUCUGUGCCUUCUAAGGAAUUUGGCAUGGACCUUUUGUUCAAUAAUAAAGAUGAUUCUUUCAGAUCAUGUGCUGAUUCCUGCUUCCCCUAAGCAUCUAUUUCCACCAAAGUGAUUUUAACAGUCUCUGCUUCUUCUGAGGUAGUAUUGGAAGCAAACUUCAUAGAGUAUCCAGUGAUGGAGUACUAGUGAUGAUAUAUGAUAGACUGAAAUAUAGCAGACACUAAAGAAUAACAACAAGCAUCUGAGCUCAUAUUGUUGCACAUAAUGAUAAUGUCUUAUUCCCCUGCUUGAUUUAAUAGGCUCUGCAGCAGAGGUGCAGAAGUCAAUGAUCACAUAUAUGUAGGGACAAAGGGUUUGAUCUAUGAAAAUUCAGUGUUGCUAAGUUGGAAAGUUUUCCAUAUCUUUAGAAUUAUGCAAAUAGAGUUAACCCUUGCCUUCAAGGAAUGUUCAACUUUCAGUUUGUUACAUUGAACUAAAGUACUCCUUCCUCUUUCACUGCUCUUUUGCAAUCAAGCUACCUCUUGAGUGCACUACAGGGACUAUGUUACACAUCAUCUUCUUGACAUUCAUUUGGCUGGUGCUUACCCACUGCGUAAUUGUGGAACUCAUUGCCACAAGAUAUCACUGAGGCCAAGAGCUUAGUAGGAUUGUUUAAUAAAAUAGUUAUAUAGUUAGAGAGAAUAUUAAUAAUUAUCCAUCACAUGAUUUCUUGUACCUUCCUCUGAAGCAUCUAAUUCUAGCCACUGUCAGAGACAGAACUGCUGGUCUGGUGUGGCAUAUCCUGUAUUGUUAAUUUCUAGCAUUUCGAGACAAAUGACGGUUCACUACCAAUAUUCCACAGCUUUGCCAUAUGCAAUGAAAGUUUAUAUAAAGAAGAUGUGAAUCUGUGGAAUCUUUAGGUAAAAAAUCAAACCGUGACUACAUAAAAUUGAAAAGCCUAAUAUUUUAUCUACAAAGUCAUUUUUAUUCUACCUUUCACUAAAGCCACUUACUAUAUACUGUCUGGGUCUAAUUAACAUAGUGCAAUUCUAAAAUGUGCAGGAAUUUGUUUUGAUUAACUUUUUUUGUGAUUGUGAUAAUGUCACUGAAUUUGAAAAACUGUGUUUUAAUGUUUUUUUUGUUUUGUUUUUAAAUUAGGUCCCAGUUCAGUUUAAUAACUAUUGUGCUCUCCCUAAUGGCUGUUAUAGAUUCUGCAGCAGAGAGAGACCCCAGGGACAUCAUGGCUGUCUCAGCCAGAAUUCCUAUUGGGUGGCACUAGGAGAGUCCAUUGCAAAACAGGAGUGGCACCAGCCGUUGAAAGGUGUAGUGUGUGCUUGCCGCCUACACUGGACCAUGUAGAAAAGGGAUGCAGACAUAGACCCACACUUGGCCCAUUCUGUUUGGGCACAGUCCUGCUGCUGCUAAUACUAGUCUUAUCCUUGUGCUGAGGGAACACCAGGACUGGAUCGUGCCUGACCCCCGUACAGGGGUACAAGAGAUAAGGAACGGCUCUUUGAGUUCCCUUCUCUUUGUUCUCAUGCGCAAGGCUAAGCACAUUUUGGCCCAAAGCGCAAUUAUGAAAUGGGCAUCUCACAGCACCCCAAGUAAGUUUGUUAUUACAAAAAAUCCAUGCAAAUCUUCAUCCCUAAAGCUAACAAUGCUAGGAAAUAAUGAAAUGUUUGUUACUGCAUGACCAUUUUGGAUGUACACCUCUACCCCGAUAUAACGCUGUCCUCAGGAGCCAAAAAAUCUU
Messenger RNA from Mauremys reevesii (Reeves's turtle), 3944 nucleotides. It is a transcript of the gene MOB3B, whose product is annotated as MOB kinase activator 3B. The transcript has 4 exons. The record is from RefSeq and is a predicted model, not a curated record. Gene Ontology annotation, cellular component: nucleus; cytoplasm. The coding region runs from base 314 to 964 and encodes 216 amino acids. Gene Ontology annotation, biological process: positive regulation of protein phosphorylation; signal transduction. NCBI's taxonomy places the organism in Eukaryota, Metazoa, Chordata, Testudines, Geoemydidae. Gene Ontology annotation, molecular function: protein kinase activator activity.